Messenger RNA from Microdochium trichocladiopsis, 1378 nucleotides. RefSeq lists its product as uncharacterized. Gene Ontology annotation, molecular function: protein binding. Bases 180 to 1304 code for a protein of 374 amino acids. NCBI's taxonomy places the organism in Eukaryota, Fungi, Ascomycota, Sordariomycetes, Xylariales, Microdochiaceae. The record is from RefSeq and is a predicted model, not a curated record. The transcript has a single exon.
GCCGUCGUUGUCCGUCCAGGUCACGCUCGCGUCACCUCUGUGAUUGUUUUCUUGGACUUUUGCUAGCCGCCAACCUCCGACCACCAGUCAUUCCUUUGUAUUCUCCUGUGGCGGAACCGGGAAGCCCAGAUCACGCUCUCUUCGCUGUCGUCCUUGCGCGUGCCUUUGGACAAACAAACAUGUUGUUCUCAAAUGCCCUCUCGCGAACCCUGCGACUCGCGGUGAUCGCGAUCGGCACUGUCCCCUCAACGACGGCCCUUCCCCAGCCGAUCCUCACAAAUCCAACCACCACGACCACCACAACACGAUCGGCCAUCCAACCCCGCAGUCAAGGCAUAUGGGAGACAGAACUGCACCAGAUCCCCCGCGGGCCGCGACAGGGCCACGCCGUCACGGCCCUGGGCCUCGAAGUAGUCCUCCUCGGCGGCACCACCCUCUCCGGGGGCAAAGACACGACGCCCGCACCCCUCGUCGAGGCCUACGCUCCCCUGACGGACAGCUGGCGCCGCCUCGCGGACCUGCCGACGGCCAUGACGCACACAAACGCCGCCUCGGUGCACGGCAAGCUCUACGUGCUCGGCGGGAUGACGGGCACCAAGGGCGUGCUGAGCCCCACGAGCGACUCGUACAAGUUCAGCCCGUUUGCGAACCGCUGGGAGCGGAUCCCGGACCUGCCGCCCGCGACGAGGCGGGGCGCGGCCGCGGUGGCGGCGUGGAAGGACAUGAUUGUCGUGGCGGGCGGGGUCAAACACCUCAACAUCUUCACGGGCGCGCAGACCACAUCGAACAAGGUCUCGGCGUACAACACCAUCACCAAGGCGUGGCUCGCGUACCCGGACCUGCCGGACGGCGGCAGAGAUCAUGCCGGCGGCGCGGUGUGGAACAACACGUUCUACCUCGUCGGCGGCCGCAUGGGCGGGAGGAGCAAUGUCAAGGCGGAUGUCUUUGCGCUCGACCUGAAGACACCCGAGGCCGGGUGGAAGAAGAAGGCGAGCAUGCCGACUGCCCGUGGGGCUUUCGCGCUGGUCGAGCUGAACGACAAGCUGUACGCUUUCGGCGGUGAGGUAUCCAAGGGCGAUAGGGAUGCCCAAACGGAGGCGUUUGGGUCCAUCGAGGUGUACGAUCCGCAGACGGACGAGUGGGAGGUGCUGGACGAGAUGCCCUUGCCCAGGCAUAGCACAGGGGCGGGAGUGGUACUGGGGGAAAUCUACAUCCCAGGGGGUGCAGACGCCGUUGGUCCCGGGACAGCGACGAAGACGAUGCAGGGAUAUAUGCCCGGAGGCAGGGUGAACGGCGAGCUGUAGUUCAUGCUCGGGGAGAUAUUCGUGCUAUGGAUAAUGAUAAUGUGACUCAAGGCAAAAAUGACUUUCUUAUUGCA